Molecule: messenger RNA, 1497 nt
Organism: Bombus huntii
Lineage: Eukaryota; Metazoa; Arthropoda; Insecta; Hymenoptera; Apidae
Product: coadhesin-like
Exons: 7
Coding region: 137-1354 (405 amino acids)
Source: RefSeq, a predicted model, not a curated record
GCAUUAAACAAUUUACGCUUAAAAUAGGAAUAUACUAAAUAUAAAAUAUAACUUAUAACUUUUUUUAUGAUUCAGUACUUUUAGUACAUAAUACAAUAAUAAUAAUUAUAUUUUAUUUUCUAAAUUAUUACAUAUAAUGAAAAUCUUGCCAUCUACAAUCUUUUUCCUAAUAUUUCUCAUUUCACCGAUUUUUCUUGGUGCCACUGAUAAUGUAAUGAAUGCAAUGCAAAACCUUUACUGCAAUCUUGGAUUAAAACUUGAUAAUUCAUGUCCCAUUGAUGGUGGCUGGACAUUUUGGAGUCCAUGGGGUUCUUGUUCUGGGAAAUGUGGAUUUAAAGGAAAAAGAAUGAGACGACGUACUUGUGAUAAUCCUGUGCCUUCAAAUAAUGGAGCCCCUUGUAUUGGUCCUAGUUAUCAAAUUGAAAAUUGUCAAAUUACUGGAUGCAUGAUGAAUGAUUACGAAACAGUUGUAAAUGCUCAUCCUAUACGUAAAGGAGAAUUGAAAAUUGUAAAGAAAUUUCAUAAAAAAUUACCAGCUUUAAUAGAAUUAUGUUUUCUUGUCGAUUGUACAUUUUCUGUUGUAGAAAAGAUUCUUGGAAAAAAUGUGACUCUGGUGGUUGGAGUGUUUGGGGAGUUUGGUCGUGGUUUGGCAUUUGAAAUGAAAAGCUGUGUGGGGAUUAACUGCAGGAAACUCUCAGGGAGUACUUGGAGUAAUUGGAAUGAGUGGAGCACAUGUAGUGUAAAAUGUGGUAGUGGAGUUCAAACCAGAAAACGCUUAUGUUCAGAAACGCAAAAUUUGCAAGGAACUUCAUGUAAAGGUCCAUCCAAAGAUAUAAAAGGCUGUAUAAUUAAUAAUUGUUCUAUAAAUGGAAUGUGGUCAACAUGGAUGGUUUGGUCACCUUGUACUUCAAGUUGUGGGAUUGGUACACAAUUGAGAAAUCGAAUGUGUACCAAUCCUUCUCCGAGUGGUAACGGUACAUCUUGUGUUGGUUCAGCUUCUGAAGUUCGCCAGUGUUUUACUAAACCAUGUAUAAAUAAAUUACAUGAAGUAGUACACUUUACUGAAAGGAGUAGUCUUCAGUAUGACAAAACUGGAAGACCUUCACGGUUGCUUCAUAUGUAUCUAAGGUUUUUACCACUGUCUCCUUUUGGUAUGAUUAUUUAUCGUUUUGAAAAGGAUUGUAAAGGAUCGAUGUGUGACUUCGUAAAAUUGUUUCUUCAAAAUGGGAAGAUAGUACUUUUAUCUCAAAUUGCUGACUGUACAUUAGCUUUAAUUCAUGAGACCAAAUUGGAAGUAAGAAAUGUUCUAUUUUAUACAUUAAUUGUUUUGUAUUUGAUUUAUGUUGUUUUUUAGAUUGGACAAUGGCAUGUAAUAUUAAUUGCAAUAUAUGGGACACAUGGAGUAUUACGUAUUGAUGAUGGUUUUCAUAAAGUUACUUCUUUUUCAUGCAUUCCAAUUUCAUAUGACUUGGAUCAUGCAAUGGAAGUCGGAGGAUU